This is a messenger RNA of Guillardia theta CCMP2712, 204 nucleotides long. RefSeq lists its product as hypothetical. The transcript has 3 exons. The record is from RefSeq and is a predicted model, not a curated record. The coding region runs from base 1 to 204 and encodes 67 amino acids. NCBI's taxonomy places the organism in Eukaryota, Cryptophyceae, Pyrenomonadales, Geminigeraceae.
AUGAUCUUCAGGGCCAUGCUGGGAAACGUUCUGCCUGGUGCCGGGUACGCCUUGCACGUGGACGCGGCAUCUCACUCCGGAAUCUUUGAUGAGGCAGGAAUGAAUCGCCCCCCUCUGGUGUAUUCCUCGAGGAAAGCGCCCGAAGGGAUUCCCAGCGCGAUCGGCUUCAAUAUGAGGUGCUGGAAUGGUCGCCAACCAAAUUGA